Messenger RNA from Chara braunii, 6685 nucleotides. Lineage: Eukaryota; Viridiplantae; Streptophyta; Charophyceae; Charales; Characeae. The record is from the annotation of a GenBank genome assembly.
CCGGUUCGACACACCAUCGAGUUGGUCGAGGGUGUCGUUCCUCCAAAGGGCUGCGUAUACCGUAUGGGACCCGGCGAGUUGGAGGAACUCCGGCGGCAGAUCGAUGAGAUGAUCGACAAAGGGUGGAUCAAACCAAGCGAAUCUGAAUUUGGUGCUCCCUUGUUGUUUGUGCCAAAGAAAGGAGGCAAACUCCGCAUGUGUAUUGACUAUCGCGGUCUAAACCGCAUCACAAGAAAGAAUGCUUACCCAUUGCCUCGUAUAGAUGACUUGCUUGAUGCHGCAGGCRGGUGCAAGGUCUUCUCCAAGAUCGAUCUCAAGUCUGGCUACCACCAGAUUGAAGUCGAUCCUGCGGACCAGCACAAGACUGCGUUCAAGACGCGCGAUGGGCUUUAUGAGUUUAUCGUAAUGCCCUUCGGUCUUACGAACGCACCAGCCACGUUCCAAAGCCUCAUGGACAAGGUCCUCCGCGAACAGAUUGGCCGGUUUGUGGUAGUGUACCUGGACGAUAUCCUGAUUUUCAGCAAGUCCAUGGAGGAACACCUCAAGCAUCUUGAGGAGGUACUUGCUGUCCUCAAGAAGAUGCAGCUCCAUCUCAACUUGGAGAAAUCCGAGUUUGGGAGGGAUAGCGUCAUCUAUCUUGGGCACCGGUUGUCUGCUGCGGGCCUAGAGCCUGAGGCAACCAAGAUUGAGGUCAUACGCGAUUGGCCUCAACCUGUGAACAUUCAUGAAUUGCGUUCUUUUCUUGGUCUCGCGUCGUACUAUCGGAAGUUUGUACCCCGUUUUUCUAUCAUUGCUCAUCCAUUGUCGCGACUAACCAGCAAGAAUGUGUCUUAUUCCUGGGAUGCCGCGUAUGUGGUGGUCACGGAUGCCAUGGAGGAACACACCGAGACCAAGGGCGACACAACGGCUGCGGUGGCCACGGAUGCCAUGGAGGAACACACCGAGACCAAGGGCGACACAACAGCUGCGGGUCGAGUUGCUCCCACGGAAUCAAUCGUAGAAGCAACCAAGGCCGAUGAGGAAGAGGCUGCGAACCGAAAAGGGGCAGCCAGGGUCACAAACGGCAUGGAAGGGGUUACUAAGACUGAUGAGGACGUAGGUGCGGCAGAGGCAGGUAAUGAAGAAGAGGCUGUGAUAGGUGUGACAGGUGCCGAUAAUAAAGAAGGGGUUGUGACAGGCGUAGUCCGAGGACAUGCCACGUCAGCAGUGCCAUGUCAGCAACAGUGCCACGUCAGCCACAGUGCCACGUCAGCAGUGCCACAUCAGCAACAGUGCCACGUCAGCAGUGCCAUGUCAGCAGUGCCACAUCAGCCACAGUGCCAUGUCAGCAGUGCCACAGUGCCACGUCAGCAGUGCCCCGCCACCAUGACAGGCUCAGCUCUGGGCAUGCCAGGCCAACUGGCCAACGAGUCCACUGCCGAGUACAAACAACGGUUCCAGACUCAGCUCGCACUGAUCGAGGCUGAGGAACAGCGCCAGGUGGCAGCCGAGGCUGUCCGCCUACAGGCUGAAGCGGCGGCAACAGCUGAGAAACAGCGACUUCAAGCCGAAGCUGAAGCAGAUACCCAUGCACGCCGCAAGGAGGCCCAGGAUCUGCUACAGCGGCAUGAAGCCACCAGCAUAGAAAAGCUCAAGUUUUGGCACUUUGAACCUUCCGAGGAGCACGACGACGCGACACCGGAGGAGCAGCAUAAGGAACUUUUGGCCAAGCUCGUGACCCGGUUGGUUUACACCUGUAACCACCUGCAGUCCGAGCUGGCGAAUCUCCAGAGGGCCGUGCGGAACCACAAGGCUCAGCACGAGGAUGCAGCACGGGCACUUGAUUCCCGUGUACAGGACUUGGAGCAAACUGCACCAAGACUGGAGGCUGGUGAAUCCAGCAGUGCACCCUCUGCCCGCCAACUAGAGGAACGCGUCGAUCACGUAGUAGCAAUGCUAGGUGAUAUUAACACCUUCACAGCGCCAGCCACCAUCAGCCAGCAGCUGGACACACUGAAGACCGAGAUCAGGCAGCGACAACAGCCGUCUGACCCCGAUCACAGCACCAGCACGGCGAAGCAUUACAAGAUGCCGACGUUCCGGAUCGAGAAGUUUGAUGAUUACACACAUCAAGACCCGGUCGUCUGGUGGCAAGGAUUCACAACGGAGUUGGGGAUCCAUGAGGUCCCCGAACAUCUGUUCAUCGGCGCACUGUUCCUUAACGCCAAGGGAGGAUGCCAGAUCUGGCUCAGCCAUAUGGCAACCGUCCACGGCGUCCAGGUCUUCGACCUACACAAGAAGGUCUCCUGGGAGGAUCUGACAAAAGAAUGGAAGAAGCGGCUCAUUGUGGACGUCGCCCCGGCGCUCGCCAUCAACCGCAUCUUCACGAUGGCUCAAGGAAACACAGCGACACGUGAUUGGCUCAUGGAUUGGCAGAUGAUCGUGGCAACGCCCGAUCUGGACUUGCCAUUCCCGCAUCUGCGCCGGGAGUUCUACAACCGGUCAUGCGCCGCUUUGAGCCUCGCGCUUGGUGAUCGCGAGCCGUACAACACCUUCGCCGAAAUCAUCAACAAGGCGAGGGAGAUCAUCAAGACAAACAGGGCGGCUGCACACGAGAAGUCAACGUGGCAGCCAACCUAUGUGGAGAAGGUGAGAACUGGUCCACGGCCGCAGCAUGUCGCUGCAGUCCAAACGGACAACAUUGUGGAAGACCCGACAGCCACCCAAGCGUCACGUGAGGGAGAUCAGGUGGCUGCUGUCCAGCCACGAAGCAACAACAAGUCCCGAGGAAACGGGAAGGAGAAAACCGCAUCGCCGGCCGGAAACGGACAGCCAGCACCAUGGGUCAAGUUUCACUUGACCGAGGCGAAAUACAAGUGGCGCGGCCGCUACGGCUGCUGCUAUUGGUGCAACAGCACCAAGCACAAGACCUCCCAAUGCCUAGAUCAAGGCAAGGAGGAUGUUCGGCCUUCUUCGCCGCCAUCUAUCGCCGGGGAUUCAACGUCAUGGUCAAGACUUGAAGAGCUCGACCCGUUGCUGUUUGCGGACUUCCAAUGGAUGCCCCUUCCUCAGUCCGGUCGAUUGCCGAAACUGCAUUGCAACGUGCUCAUGGCACAAUUGCGGGAUUACUUGCACACUGCAGUACCAACUCCGUUGAUGAACGCCGGAGUAGAGGUUGUCGACCUUCACGACUACAUUGCGAAGAUCGACCGCGAGUUCAAAACACAACGGUACGACGACAUCGACGCACCAUUGUUAUAUGUACGCAUUCAGAUCGGAGAGGCGACCUGCAGCGCUUUGAUCGAUUGCGGAGCAUCUCGCAAUUACAUGACACAGGACUUUAUGGUACGCGCCGGCCUUGGCCCACGCGUCCGGAGGAAGUCCCAGCCUACGCAAGUCACGUUGGCAGACGGUCACACGCACAAGUCAAUCGACCGGUGCAUAGAUGACGUCCCCGUGUACUUUGCCCCGCAUGCAAGCGAGGCGGUGUCCUUCAAUAUCUUGGACACCAAAUUCGACAUGAUCUUGGGCAUGUCAUGGGUGCGAAGCAAGGAUCACCCAGUGAACUUCUACCGCCGCACCGUUCACGUUCGUGAUCGGAACGGAGUACUAGUCCCAUGCACGGUGGCUCCUCCUCACCCUUCGAUCAGCUGCCACGUGGUGUCCGCCGCAAGCAUGCGAGCUUCCAUCAUCAGAGACGACAUCGAGGAGAUGGGGGUGUGUUUUCUCCACGCCCUCCCGCCCCAUGACGCUUCAUCGACGGACUCAUCUUCGGACCCACGCAUCACCGAGCUUCUCGACACCUACGGCAACGUGUUCGAAAGCCCGCACGGAGUAGUGCCGGAUCGACCCAUCCGCCACGAGAUCAUCCUCGAGGACGAGGCUGUACCUCCGCGCGGUUGCAUCUACCGAAUGAGCGAGGAAGAGUUAAGUGUGCUACGGGCACAACUCGACGACCUUCUGGAGAAUGGCUGGAUUCGGCCUAGCUCAUCGCCAUACGGUGCUUCCGUUCUCUUCGUCCAGAAGAAGAACAAGGAUUUGCGGUUGUGCAUCGAUUAUCGCAAGCUCAACGCGCAAACGAUCAGAAACGCCGGCCCUCUUCCACGCAUCGACGACCUCCUCGAACGGCUGGGCGGCGCCAGCUAUCUUCGGAUCACCCGCCGGCCAGCCACUAUCGCAUUGCCGACAGGUACUUGCUCCUCCACUCGAGAGGCAAGGACUUACUAUGUGUCCCACGAGACCGUCGUCUUCGGACUCGCCUUCUCGACGAGUAUCAUGAUUCGCGACUCACCGGCCAUUUCGGAGUCAACCGCACCAUUGCACGGCUUCGACAACGAUUCCGAUGGCCCGACCUCAUUACCUUUCACUCGGUAUUGCGACUCUUGCGAAGUUUGCCGACGAAGCAAGCCCCACAAUCGCAACCCCUACGGCGAGUUGCGCCCGAUGCCUAUCCCACGGGAACCCGGCCUCUCCAUUGCCAUGGAUGUCACCGGACCAUUUCCCCGCGAUCGCCUCGGGCACUACGGCAUCCUCACAGUUGUGGACCGUUUGAGUAAGUACGCGCAUUUUCUCCCUUGCAAGUACUACUCCACGGCUCCCGAGCUGGCACGCCUCUUGCACACCGGCUGGAUUUGUGGCCACGGUGUACCGGAAGACAUAGUCAGCGACCGCGACACUCGCUUCAUGUCGGCAUUUUGGACUGCUCUCAUGCAGGAGUCCGGCACGAAGAUGAAACCAAGUUCGGCUCGGCAUCCACAGACGGACGGGCAAACGGAGCGGGCACAUCAAACCGCUCAAAUGAUGCUUCGUACGCUCAUCCGUCCGGACAAGAAAGAUUGGGUUGACCGCCUCCCCGACAUCGAGUUCGCCUACAACACUUCGAUGCACCCGACGAUCGGCGUGACUCCAUUCGAGUUGCACCACGGUGGACAGAAAGGCCGUAUCUUCGCCGACCUUCUCCUCCCACGACCAGCCGACAUCGACGCUGCUUGCUCUCCCGCUUCCGUUCGGAAGUACAGGGAAUUGCUGGCUCAAGCCCGAGCGAAUAUGCAAAAGGCUCAAGUUCGCAUGCAACAACAAGCCAACAGGCGUCGCGUGCCAUGUCCCAUCCGCGUCGGUGAUCUGGUUUGGGUCUCCGCGGAAGAGUUUGCACUGGAACAGGAUGUUUCACGCAAACUGCUUCCCAAGUGGUUUGGACCAUGGCCUGUAACAUCAGCCGCGGGCGAUGAGCCCGAUGGCCCUUUAUUUGUGAUCAACAUCCCCCCGCAUGUGAUGGUCCAUCCAGUCUUUCACGCCUCGAAGUUGGCAACAUAUACACCAGCUAAGAGCGACGACUUCUCGAGCCGACGAUCGCAGGACCCUCCAUCUAUGGAUGGUCAUCAAGAAGUUGACCGCGUCAUCAAGGAUCGCAAGUACGGCAGUAAGCCUCAACAGUACAAAGUUACAUUCAAAGCAUGCGAUCCCGACGACACUCGGUGGAUUUCAGGAACAGAGUUGAAAGCAUCCGCACCGCUGAUCUACGCUCACUACGAGCGAAAAGGUAGAUCGACUUUGGUGGCAGGGGUCGGAAGAGUGGAUAGGCCCUGGAGGUCAAUACUGUUGCGGUCGGGCGUUUGGUUGUUGGUGGUGCCGCUUGUGGCUUUCGGUAGGGAUAGACGAGGGAGAGUGGUUCAGGGAUCGGUGGACUUGACGGUUAAGGGUUUCCUCUACUACCAAACGUCGGUACUCUCGGAAAUCAUUCGUAGGGCGGUGGAGCAAGGCACGCGCGAUAAGAACCUUGGGGUAAUACCUAGUCUUGAUCAGUAUACGUGGGAGUACGAAACUCCCGCUAUAGACGUACUUCAGGACGUGGUGGAGAGAUACCGGGAGGAGGAGCUCCGCUUAAGGGGAGCGUUUCGAUCAGUCAAGGUGUCUCUCCGUCUAGCUCGGGGAGGGUUCCUACCACACUCGGAGAAGGCAUUGAGGCUCCCCAUUCCGCUAUUUGUCUUGGAGGAGUAUCUUGGAGGGCUUGACCGGUUGGUCCAGGUACACCUAAAUUUUCUAGAAAUACAAGACCUCCUACACAGUGGUGACGAACACCACGGCUAUUACGCUCUCUGGAAGAAGGGGCCCCGGUUUGGCAACGAAGGUCUAGAACUAGUUGAGCUGAUUAGAGCAGCUUCACCUAGGAGCUUGAGGCGAGCACCUGACCAGGACCAACCGGUUGAAUUCUGGGCCACCCUCGAGAGGGGUAUACGGGAGCCACCUAGUCAUCUAGCAGGGUUGGCAGAGCUGUUUAGUGGAAGGGGGUUCGACCCAUCGGUUAGGGAGGCGUCUCUCCUGGGGUUCUUCGAGCUGCAUUCGUAUUAUAGGCGAGUCGGGAACUGGGACGAGGACGAGGAAGAGGAGCAUCAGCAGGAAGACUGGCCUGAGGAACCGUUAUUCGUCAACGAAGAGGAAAUGUGGGAAGUGCAAUGGCCACGGUUGGGGGCCUAGAGUGAGCAUGGUAGGGAACUCUAUGUCGAGGGACGUGCAAGUCGGGAAUGAGAAGACGAUAGAAAAUGGGAAAUGGCUGGUUACUGCGCUAGGAUUACGACUGCCCUGGACGCCUUAGUCCCCUUUACUAGUGGGGGGGCCUUCCCUUACAAAAUAGAGAGUUGUAUAUCUCUAGAAGAAAGUCAUGCUCCGGGGAAAGCUUAUGUCUUGGUAAUAAAGCAUCUCGACACGG